GGCUCCGGAGCGGUUCGCGGCUUCGCUACAACGCCGACCACAGAGCUCGAACAGCAUGGGCACGAAGUAGGCCGCGCCACUGUUGGAGCAAGCAACGAGAGCGCUCAACAUCUCGUAGAACACAAAAUCGCACAGCGCUUCUUGGACCAAGAUCUGGACACCGACCUGCUUUGUCGACAUUUGUUUAUCGACUACCACGACGCGGCAGCAGGAGCGAGUUCCGUUGUCCGUGUGCUCUCCUACUUCGCACUGUUGUACGGAGAUGAAGAGAACUUUGGCGCCGGCGCCUCCAGCACGCUGAAAAAUAAUCUCUACCACCUGACGUGUCCGGCCGGGGAGGCACUUCUGGGUUUGCUUUGUCACGAGAAGCUCUGGUCGCGCAUCAACACGUACGGCUAUGGGAGCGAUGCUGCGGAGAAAACUUUAAGUAGUAGUGAGCCUUCCGCAAACGCAAACGAUCACUCAUCCGAGCAUGGGGCUGAUGGAGGUCGAAUUAGCGAAGGACAUCAGGCGGAUCUCCACAGACAAACGGAGUCUGCUGUCUCGGCCGCUGGACCGUCUCUUCACACGACCGCAACUUGGCAAAUGGAGAUCAUCAUACAGCGCUGGUUCGAAUUUUGGAGUGAUUGCAUUUUCGAGACGACAGCGUCUUCUGCAAGAUCUGAAGAUGAGGGCACGAUCAGCAGCACACCAGAUGAAAUCAGCUCGGCAGGUUCGGGAAGCCAAUUAUCGGGGGAUGUCAACGUAAAGAUGACACCAUCAACUUGGAGUUCCGUUUUCCCCACCAUGUCCGAAAUGUUCGCCUACUACAGCGCAUUCGCCGGCAAAGCGCACUUCUUGGAAUCCGGGCUGCCGGGGACCAAUGUUGCUGGGAGCGUCGGUUUGGAAAGUUUAGGCUUGUGUGGAUACGGCGGCGUUCCUGAUAGCGUUCUCGCGGAAGAUGAUCCUCGAACUAGCAUUCGCUUUGACACGACCGAAGUUCUCGAGACGUGUACCGUGAUUGCGAGUUUUCUUCACCAUGAAUCGCCCGCCUGGGCAAGUGAAACCCGAGGAGUCGAGGACAAUGUAUCUUCCCGAGAAACUUUUGCUGACGCCCGGCAACGCCAAGAUUCGGACCCUGGGCAGGAUGGCACGAGAGGAAGCACUGUUGAAUCGAGCAACGACACCUUUGCCCCGCACUCAAGCUGUCAAUCUCGACUGUUGGAUUUUCAUCACGACCAGGCACUAGUAAGCUCAAUGGUGGGAGGACGCGAAGAUGACGAACGGGGUGAAACUCAAACAUCGAGCGAAAAGCAGCCAAUGAAAGACCUGAAGAAACUCCUUCCCAACACGUUUCUGUACAACCCCAACGGCCAGGAUUGCGUCCUUUUGCACUGCGAAAUGAUGGGGCAGUUGAAGAAUACGUUCACGAGGCCGAGGUUUUUAAGCGAAGCCGCCUACAACCGGGACGAGAUGAGGAUGUUUGCACCUUCGUCCCCCGCCGAAAGGAGACCACCAGAAGCAGAAGCCCUCUUCACUACCGGCAGCACCGUGCGGAGCACUUUCGUUCCGAAGCGCAGGAAUAAUUACACCGAAGGAGUAGAAAGCGGAAGCGCAUGGUCCUCUCGUCCGCCCAAAGGAAUAGGCUCGAGCUCGACGUCAAUAGUUGUGCCAAGAAAACAUCACAAGUUCUACGUGUUCAGCCACUUUUGCGGAAAUCCGUCCUGGAUCAUGGAAUAUGCAGAGCUGGCCUGGACGGCGCGCUUGGACAUGCUGCGCGAACAGCUCGACGAAGAGGAGCUCAAUCGCAAUAAGGACAAAAUCCGGCAAGAUUGGGGCUUCAUGUUGCGGAGGGAAAAAGAAACGAUUGAUGUCGUCGCGGCUGGCAGCACAGGGGGAGGUGUAGUUGCUAGUGCUACAGCUACCGUUGAAGAUGGCGCUACGUCUAGUACUGAGCAAGGACGAUCUCUCGCUCAACAGCACUCCCUUGACCAUUUCAUUUUCAAACUUUUCGGUGCGGAGACGACACCGCAAUCCUAUUCGCACAAUCUGAAGAUGGAGCUUGCUGAGGUUGCUGCGUCGGCAGAUACUAGCGAAAGCGAACGACUAUACCACGAAGCAGAUUCAGGCCUAUGCCGCAUACAGCCGGUUGCUGCACCUUUUUCACACGCGCGUUGGCCAAAGAGCACCGAGCGCGCAGUGGAUGAUCUGCUUGCCGGGGCAGAUUUGAAGCUUUACGAGGAGGAACGGAAACAGAUACUGGAGGCACUACAACCGCCAGAAAGUACAUCACCUGGAGCGUCCAUUUCUGCAGGAGCUGCUGGUGAAGCGCAAAAUGAAAACCCAUUAUUUGAUAAGGCAAGCGCAGCAAUCCACGUUUCGUGCCACGUUUUUCUCGUCUGGCCCCAGGAGCAGGAUCUCCUUACCGAGCAUCGCGAAGCAACCUUUCCGUACUGCGACGGUGUGAGGAGCAUAGUGGUCAGCAGCGCUGUGGGAGACGUUCAGUCGCUGCGCGAGCGACUUCGAUCUGCUGGAAAGGUAGAAAGCGAUGCGAAUUCAAACAGCGACGCCGCUGGCCAGCGUGAUUCGUCGGCAGCACCGGUUCAACAUCGCAUCUUGAACCUGCAGGAGGUUUUCCCCCACACUCCGAUUCGUGUGGAUGAGUGGAUCUCUCGUGACGUCGAUAAAGAAGUCCCCACCACAUCAUCGUCAGAAGCGCCAGGAAGCAUGGAUUUGGCUACAAUUGCAGGACGAAACGGUGUCAGCAAUCGCGGGUCGAGAAGAGAACCACCCUCGUCUAGCGGCGGCAGCGGGCCGGCGGCAGCGCCGACACGGAACCUGCUGCAGAAAACGCAUUACGGCAUGGUCGCAGUGGCAGAUGCAGUUUACCAGGCGAACGUAGCGGAGGUGGAGCCUUCUUCUGCGGCUUCCGCACGAACGAAUGUGAUGAAGUGGCACUGCUUUCUCGAGUCAGAUGUCUACUUCAUUCCGGAAAAUUUCAAACGGUUUGUCUACAGCAGGUUCAUGAUGCUUGACAAGAAAACAAAUACCGAUGCUCAGGAGCAGAAUUUCGAAGAUCGCGACUCAAGGUCCUUCUGGCUUGGUCUGGUCCACAGCCACCGUGUUGCGGCGUCCGAAGGCUACUUGUUGGAGCCCUUGCAAGCGGGAUGCUUUACCGAGCGAGCGCUGCUGGAUUUUGCAGCUUUCUUGAAGACGAAAUUGUCGUCGCGUAGGGACGUUGAUGAAUUUCGUGCAGACACUGAAGAAGCCAGCUCACCAUCUCCAGACGCAGCGUCGAAAGCUGCCGUAGGGCUUUCAUAUAGCUCUGCGGAAGACGAAGAUUUGACGGACGUGAGACCCAGCGGCACGGACAAGGUGCUGUCUUCAGUUGAUGCGAAUUCUUGCGACGAUCCUUUUAAUCCGAACGUGGACAUGCUUUUCCUUCACGUGUUCUCGGCCUGCGUCAAGCACGUCCGACCGCUGAUCAGGUAUUUUCCUGCGCUGCCAGCUUCUGAGCUGCGGCGCAGCCUGGGCAGCCUGUCUUCCCCGGAUACGACUCAGCCUCGACCUGGCAUCAUCUUCGCUCCUUUUACCGAGCCGUACGGGCGUGUAUACCACGCGGGGCCGCUGAAUUUGAUGGGUUCUUUCACGCCCCGCCAGUGGCGCGCUUCCUCAUGGUCCUACCAAAUUCCGCAACUGGGAAACACAAAUGACCACUGGCUUCUGUCGAAUAACAAGGCGAUGUCGUACUAUCUCUGUCUCGGGGACCAGUUGGAAAUUGCGGAAGCUGAGAAAACGGAGGAAAGAAACGCGGAAAUCGUGGCGAAGAGCUUGCUAGCGGAAAAUGACGAUGAGCAGGAUGAGAUGCAGAAGGUGGACCACCAUAAGGUUGAGAACGUAGAAGACAGCGAUGCAGCCCCCGAGAGCAGUAUCAGAGUAACGGGAAAAGAGCGACAACUACCCCAGGAGGCGAAAUUGUCGAAAAAAUCAGCUCUACUUGGAAAAUUGAAUCUCGUGUCGCGCUACCCAGUUUCCUUCGACGGGCAUUUUUCGGUAGAGAAAAGCCUCUUCUUUGUCGGGAAAACAGCUCCUCGGAAACAGAACUUCCCGAUUCGCAUUCUUCACCGCAUGGUCCGGCUGCAGCAGUUCGACUGUCCAGAGAAAUUUUGCGGAACGUUGCGCCCGGUGGUCUGGGGAAGGGAGAUGGCGACGCAGGAUAGAAGUGUCGGCGAAGACGUUGGAAUAGAUGGUAGCCCUUCGCCUUUUUCGGACAAGUGUGGAAAGGGUCUAGUAGCCGCGACGGGUGUUUACCCUGCGACGGAAAGAACGGCGGAAAAUGAUGGGCGGGAUGAUAUUGAUGUCACAGAUACCACACCCUGCCCGGUCACCGAGCAUCAAGAGAAAGAGGAUCCAACACACAGCUCUCUUCCUGAAGCCAACACUACCGCUAUCGUCGCUGCACUCAAACACCGCGUGUCCAUGAUGUGGAAAAAUGAUCUGUCUGGCACAGCCCGAGCGCUUUUGGCGACGCUGCCCACGGCGAGAAAUGCUUUGUUUUGGACCUUUCUGUGGACCGCCGCAUUCUUCGACGAAGGGGCGAGUAGUGGCGAAAAGUUGGGAACGCUUUCCGACACGCUGCGGGAAACCGUGGUGGAAAAGAUAGAAGCUUGUUGGGUGUCUGCCGGCCUGGACAGGAGGCUGGGAAUUGCAAGAGAAGCGGAACUGAUUGAUCAGUUUUUGCGAGAAUGUGGGACAACAUAGGGGCAAUCUAACACCAAGAUCCUUGCUAUACCCAAAAGAGGUAGGACACUUGAACUCGUCACAGACACUGAGGACAAGCGAUCUAAUGAUAAGAAUGGCCGAAAAAAACUUGAAUGAUGCUACCUUGAGAAGUAGCACUCUUUGCUGUAAGGGAUGGCGCGCGCUUUGUUUGCAGGUCGAAGGUCUUCACUAAUAUCGACAUCACCGAGCAGCUCCGGCUCCUAC
Molecule: messenger RNA, 4965 nt
Organism: Amoebophrya sp. A120
Lineage: Eukaryota; Dinophyceae; Syndiniales; Amoebophryaceae
Source: the annotation of a GenBank genome assembly